Molecule: messenger RNA, 7242 nt
Organism: Lodderomyces orthopsilosis Co 90-125
Lineage: Eukaryota; Fungi; Ascomycota; Pichiomycetes; Serinales; Debaryomycetaceae
Gene: PRP8
Product: U4/U6-U5 snRNP complex subunit
Exons: 1
Coding region: 1-7242 (2413 amino acids)
Biological process (GO): mRNA splicing, via spliceosome; spliceosomal tri-snRNP complex assembly
Cellular component (GO): catalytic step 2 spliceosome; U5 snRNP
Molecular function (GO): U5 snRNA binding; metallopeptidase activity; U6 snRNA binding
Source: RefSeq, a predicted model, not a curated record
AUGGGACGCAAGCUACCACCACCACCACCUCCACAUCCAGGAGUCUCAUCAAAUAAUGGAAAUGGCACGGCGAAAAGGAGACAUGUUGUUCCUCCACCACCACCCCUACCUUCUGGAGAAAAAGUUCUGCCAAAAAUGAUGGUGUCUACAUCUAAGCAAACACCACCGCCACCACCACCACCACCAGCAAAUAAAAUAGCAUCGAAGCAUCAGAUACCGCCACCUCCCCCACCACGAAGUACAACAGACCUGUCGAGAUCGAAUACACCUGUACUAAACUUUGAACCAACUGAGCAUGAAUUAAAAGUUGGGAAACGAAAAUGGAAUCAGAUGCAGAAACCAAGAGAUAAAACUUCAAAGCAAACUAAAGGAGUUGUUGCGGCUGGACCCAAGCCGGAGAUGCCACCUCAACAUUUGCGGAAAAUCAUGAUUGAUCAUGCAGAUUUGAGUCUGCGAAAUGUGAAUGCAGACAAACGAUCUCACUUAGGGGCAUUGAAGUAUUUACCACAUGCAUUGCUAAAAUUGUUAGAGAACAUGCCUCAACCUUGGGAACAAAUAAAGGAGGUUAAGGUGCUAUAUCAUCGAACAGGUGCCAUCACGUUUGUUAACGAAAUUCCAAGAGUUAUAGAACCUGUAUAUAUUGCACAAUGGGCGGCAACUUGGAACAUGAUGAGGAGGGAGAAGAGGGAUCGAAAGCAUUUCAAGCGUAUGAGGUUUCCACCAUUGGAUGACGAAGAACAGUUUUUGGAUUGGACGCAAAACUUUGAUGACGUUGAACCACCAGCUGCUAUAAAAUCAGGUCAAAUUGAACAAAUGGAUGAUCUACAAGAUUGGUUUUAUGAUGAAAAGCCGUUAGUGGGCGAUAGAGAUGUAGUGAAUGGUGAUUCAUAUCGUUCUUGGAACCUUGAUGCCACUACCAUGGACAAAUUGUACAACAUAUCGAAACCUUUGUUGACAAAUACCAAUCACUCAUUUGAUAAAAGGGAGUUAUUCACGGCGAAAAGUUUAAAUGUGUCUAUACCUGGUGGCCCUAAAUUUGAACCUUUGUUCAAGGAAAGCGUUAUCAAUCCUGAAUAUGAAGACUUUACAGAAUUCAACUCACUUGACAGAAUCAUCAUCAGAGGUCCGAUCCAAACUGAGUAUAAAGUUGACUUUCCAUAUUUGUACAAUUCCUUUGUGAAAAAGAUAUCACUUGCUCCGAUACGAACAAAUAUGAAUUGUCAAGAAGGAUCGAUUGAACAUGAGAUUUCCGAAGGACUUUCGGCUUUUACAUUCAACACAAACUAUAAUCCAGUGAUUAAGAGAAAACUGGACAGUAAGAAGAUGGCAGAAGAUAUGCAUUUGGAUGUGAAACCAUUUUUUAGCACUUCAACGCAAAAUAGACUGAUUGCUCCAUCGCUAAAUGAACCACAAAAUCUCAGAGCAUCUCUCGACUUAUUGUCUGCCCCAUAUCCAUUCAACAUACGCAGUGGCAGAACCAAGCGAGCGGAAGAUGUUGCAAUAACAAAAUCCUGGUACAAAAAUCGCGCACCAAGAUCAAGUCCACUCAAGGUGAGAGUUUCGUAUCAAAAAUUGUUGAAGAACUAUGUGCUGAAUGAACUUAAGAGCACCAAGGCUAAAAGAGCAAGGGCUUCUAAGAAGGUGAAUCUUUUGAAGAGCUUGCGCAAUACGAAAUAUUUUCAAGAAACACGCAUUGAUUGGGUGGAAGCCGGUUUACAAGUUUGCCGACAAGGGUUUAACAUGUUGAACUUGUUGAUACAUAAGCGUGGAUUGACGUAUUUACAUUUGGAUUACAAUUUCAAUUUGAAACCAACUAAAACGUUAACCACUAAGGAGAGGAAGAAAUCGAGAUUUGGUAAUGCAUUCCACUUGAUUAGGGAGUUAUUAAGAGCCAUUAAAAUUAUCGUUGACUGCCAUAUACAAUUUCGAUUAGGAAAUGUGGACGCAUAUCAGUUGGCCGAUGGUAUUUACUACGUGUUGAACCACUUGGGUCAUUUGACAGGAAUAUAUCGGUAUAAAUAUAAAGUUAUGCAUCAAAUUCGACAAUGCAAAGAUUUCAAACACAUAGUCUACCACAGAUUCAACAAGCUUAUCGGAAAAGGUCCUGGGUGUGGAUUUUGGCAACCUGCAUGGAAAGUUUGGAUAUUCUUUUUGAGAGGAACAAUUCCUUUGUUGGAAAGAUGGUUGGGAAAUUUAAUUGCAAGGCAAUUUGAAGGCAGAAGACAAAAUGACGUUGCUAAAACUAUUACAAAGCAAAGGGUUGACUCAUAUUACGAUUUGGAAUUGAGAGCACAAGUGAUGCAUGAUAUAUUGGACAUGAUUCCAGAGGGUUUGAAGCAGACCAAAUCGAAAACUAUACUUCAACACUUGAGUGAAGCAUGGCGAUGCUGGAAAGCUAAUAUUCCUUGGAAAGUCCCUGGAUUGCCUGAACCAAUUGAGAAAAUCAUUGAAAGAUAUGUCAAAGCUAAAGCAGACGGUUGGAUUUCCGUCGCGCAUUACAACCGAGAACGUAUCAGAAAAGGAACCCACGUUGAAAAGACAGUUGCUAAAAAGAAUUUGGGUCGUUUGACUAGGUUGUGGAUCAAGAAGGAGCUGGAGAGACAGACUGAUUUCGGGAAAAAUGGACCUUAUGUCUCACCAGAUGAAGCAAUACAUGUUUUCCAAACUACAGUUGGUUGGUUAGAGAGUAGGAAAUUCAGUCCUAUACCAUUCCCACCAAUAUCUUACAAACAUGACACUAAAUUAUUGACUUUGGCUUUGGAGAAUUUGAAGGCAAAUUUCAAUGCUAAUGCCAAAUUAAAUUCUGCGCAGAGAGAGGAAUUAGCGUUGAUUGAGGAGGCUUAUGACAAUCCACACGAAUGUUUGGCCAGAGUAAAGAAACACUUGCUCACGCAGAGGAUCUUUAAAGAAGUUGGAUUGGACAUGAUGGACUUUUACAGUCAUUUAGUGCCAGCAUAUUCUGUCGAUCCACUUGAGAAAAUCACUGACGCAUAUUUGGAUCAAUAUUUGUGGUACGAGGCAGAUAAACGGAAAUUGUUUCCAAAUUGGGUUAAGCCAGCCGACGAUGAGAUACCCCCAUUGAUGGUUUACAAAUGGUGUCAGGGUAUUAACAAUUUGCAAAACGUGUGGAAAACGUCUGAAGGUGAGUGUAACGUAAUGUUGGAGACAAAGUUGUCCCAAUUUUCCGACAAGAUUGACUUUACCUUGGUUAAUAGACUCUUGAGGUUGGUUAUGGAUACUAAUAUCGCUGAUUACAUUACAGCAAAGAAUAAUGUUAACCUUACGUACAAAGAUAUGAAUUAUGUGAACCAAUAUGGUAUCGUACGAGGUCUCCAAUUUUCCUCCUUUGUGUACCAAUAUUAUGGGUUGAUUGUUGAUUUACUUAUUCUUGGGUUGGAUAGGGCAACAGAGUUGGCAGGUCCUCCACAAAAUCCAAACAAUUUUCUCCAGUUUAAGGAUGUCGCAACUCAAUGUACCUCUCCUAUUAGAUUGUAUUCACGCUAUAUGGAUAAAAUUCACAUUUUUUUCCGGUUUGACAAUGAUGAGGCGGAUGAGUUAAUUGAUGAUUUUUUGGAAGAAAAUCCCGACCCCAAUUAUUCAAAUGUUGUGGGAUAUAAUAACCAUCGUUGCUGGCCGAAAGACUCCCGAAUGAGACUUAUAAGACACGAUGUUAAUCUUGGGAAGGCGGUGUAUUGGGAAAUUAAAUCACGUAUUCCAAAAUCGCUCACCACCAUUGAAUGGGAGGAUACAUUUUCCUCAGUGUAUUCUCGUGAUAAUUCUAAUUUGUUAUUUGAAAUGUGUGGAUUUGAAGUUCGAAUAUUGCCAAAGAUACGUGCUAAAGAAACUACCUCAUCGCAGGAAAAUGUCUGGGACUUGGUGGAUCAAACUUCUAAAGAACGAACUGCGAGAGCUUACUUACAAGUGUCUCAAGAAGCUAUUGACAAUUUCAACAAUAGGAUUAGGCAGAUAUUGAUGUCAUCAGGCUCAACGACAUUCACAAAAGUUGCUGCAAAAUGGAACACGGCGUUGAUUGCAUUAGUGACAUAUUUCAGAGAGGCUGCUAUUGCUACUCCAUCGUUAUUAGAAGUUUUGAUAAAGUGUGAGACCAAGAUACAGAAUCGAGUCAAGAUGGGAUUAAACUCCAAAAUGCCCACACGAUUUCCACCAGCUGUAUUCUACACUCCAAAGGAAUUGGGAGGUUUAGGGAUGCUUAGUGCAUCUCAUGUCCUUAUACCAGAGUCGGAUUUAAGAUGGUCGAAGCAAACCGAUACCGGAAUCACUCAUUUCAAAGCUGGUAUGUCCCAUCAAGAAGAGAAGAUGAUCCCAACGAUUUUCAGAUAUGUUACAACUUGGGAAAAUGAGUUUUUAGAUUCUCAGAGAGUGUGGGCAGAAUACGCAAUCAAAAGAGAAGAGGCACUCCAGCAGAACCGCCGUUUGACAUUUGAGGACAUGGAAGGAAAUUGGGAUAGGGGAAUUCCUAGAAUCAGCACUCUAUUUCAAAAAGAUCGUCACACAUUAGCUUAUGACAAGGGUCAUCGAGUUCGUAGGGAGUUUAAGCAUUUUAGUACUGGCCGGUUUAACCCAUUUGCUUGGACAAAUAAUCAUCACGAUGGAAAAUUAUGGAAUCUUAAUGCUUACAGAACUGAUGUAAUUCAAGCAUUGGGGGGUAUAGAGACCAUCUUGGAACACACUUUGUUCAAAGGUACUGGUUUUGAUUCAUGGGAAGGUUUGUUUUGGGAAAAAGCUUCUGGGUUUGAAGAUUCGUUGAAGUUCAAGAAAUUGACCAAUGCCCAGAGAUCCGGUUUGAGUCAAAUUCCAAAUCGUCGUUUUACGUUAUGGUGGUCUCCUACGAUUAACAGAGCCAAUGUUUACGUUGGGUUCUUAGUUCAGUUAGAUUUGACUGGUAUUUUCCUCCACGGUAAAAUUCCUACUUUGAAAAUUUCAUUGAUACAGAUAUUCCGUGCCCACCUUUGGCAGAAAAUACACGAAAGUGUUGUACAAGAUUUAUGUCAAGUUCUUGAUAAGGAAUUGGAAGUUUUGCAGAUUGAUAAUGUGGAGAAACAGGCAAUUCAUCCACGUAAGUCAUAUAGAAUGAAUUCGUCAACAGCCGAUAUUGUGCUUACAAGUACCUACAAGUGGAAUGUUUCAAAGCCGUCGCUACUCAAUGACAAAAAUGACGAGAUGAUUUUACCUGCAAAGAAAUUUUGGAUUGAUGUGCAACUUCGAUAUGGUGACUAUGACUCACAUGAUAUAUCUAGGUACGUACGAUCAAAGUACCUUGAUUAUACAACAGACGGAACAAGCUCAUAUCCUUCUCCAACUGGUAUAAUAAUCGCUAUAGAUUUGGCCUACAACAUGUAUGAUGUUUAUGGUAACUGGUUCCCUGGGUUGAAACCAUUGAUUCAUAAUGCCAUGAGAGAGAUUAUGAAGGCAAACCCGGCGUUGUACGUGUUGAGAGAGAGAAUUAGGAAAGGAUUGCAAUUGUAUCAUGCUCAACCACAAGAGGCGUUUUUGAACUCAAACAACUACGCAGAGUUGUUCAACAAUGAGACUCAGUUGUUUAUUGAUGAUACCAACGUUUACCGAGUUACAGUACACAAGACCUUUGAAGGGAACCUUGCAACAAAACCAAUUAAUGGGUGUGUAUUUAUUUUAAACCCCAAAACUGGACAAUUGUAUUUGAGGAUUAUCCACACAUCUGUUUGGGCUGGUCAAAAACGUUUGAGUCAACUUGCCAAAUGGAAAGCAGCAGAAGAGGUGACUGCUUUGAUUAAGUCACUUCCUAGAGAAGAGCAACCCAAGCAACUUAUUAUUUCAAGAAAAGGGAUGAUGGAUCCCCUUGAGGUGCAUAUGUUGGAUUUCCCAAAUAUUUCAAUUCGUCCUUCUGAGUUACACUUGCCAUUUGCAUCAGUAAUGAAGAUCGACAAGUUGUCCGACAUAGUAUUGAAAGCCAAUGAGCCUCAGAUGGCUCUUUUCAAUUUUUAUGAUGACUGGCUCACGAGAAUUUCCCCAUACACUGCAUUUUCACGAGUAAUUUUGAUAUUGAGAGCAUUGGGAUUCGAUCCCGAAGGGGUUAAGCAAAUUAUAUGGCCAAAUAAUGAUGUAAUAACUGAAAGUCAUCACAUUUGGCCAACUAUGACAGAUGAGCAGUGGAUUGAAGUGGAAAGUAAAUUAAGGGAUUUGAUUCUCGAGGAGUAUUCCAAGAAAUAUAAUUUGGAUGUGCAGUCAUUAACUCAGUCUGAAAUCAGGGAUUUAAUUUUGGGUCAAGAUGUAAGGCAAUCUACUAUUAGACGCCAGGAAAUUGCUGAAGUCGAAAAAAGUGGCGGACAAGUGGAGAAUAAGGAGAUAACAGCUCAAAAAUCCACUUCAACCAAUAUACACGGAGAGCAGAUUGUUACUGUGACUACAACCAAUUAUGAACAGGCAACUUUUUCAUCAAGAAAUGAGUGGAGAAACCGGGCAUUGGCCGCCAACAAUCUACAUUUGAGAGCGAAGAACAUCUAUGUCGCUUCAGAAGAAUUUGUGGAUGACGAUUCCUAUACCUACGUCAUGCCAAAGAAUAUUUUGCAGAAAUUUAUUCAAGUUUCAGAUUUGAGAAUCCAGGUUGGUGCAUUUUUGUAUGGUAAAUCACCCGCAGGACAUUCAGAGGUGAAAGAAAUCAAAUGCUUGGUGUUUGUACCUCAGUUGGGAAGCACGAAUUCCAUUCAAUUUCCGAGAACACAGCCUGAAUAUGAAGGCUAUUUGAAGGAGGAGAGUUUGGAACUUUUAGGUUGGAUUCAUAGCCAAUCGCAAGACUUUGAUUACAUGACUUCUUACGACGUCACUAUUCAAAGCAGAUUAUUGGAGCGUUACGACCCUAGGUUUAUUGACAUGACAGCUUCAUACACGCCAGGUUCUGUUACGCUUUCUGCAUUUGAGUUAUCAGAAAAAGGUUUUGAGUGGGGUAAAUCAAAUAAAGACAUGAUUUCCGACUCACCAGAAGGAUUUGAAAAGACAUUCUCUAGAAAAAGCCAGUUGAUCAUGUCUGAUAAAGUUAUUGGCACUUAUAUGGUCCCAGAAGAUGAAAUUUGGAAUUACUUUUUCAUGGGUGCAAUCUUCAACGCAAAUGACAUGUACAACUUGAAAGUAGAUAUUCCCUUGUCAUUUUAUGAUGCUGUACACCGACCAAUACAUUUCACAAAUUUUGCUCAGUUGGAAGUCGGAAAUGAAGAGGAGGCAAAUCAAGAAGAUUUGUUUAGUUAA